Molecule: messenger RNA, 3257 nt
Organism: Neurospora tetrasperma FGSC 2508
Lineage: Eukaryota; Fungi; Ascomycota; Sordariomycetes; Sordariales; Sordariaceae
Exons: 1
Coding region: 1-2973 (990 amino acids)
Source: RefSeq, a predicted model, not a curated record
AUGCCAACCUACCUCUGCCACGGCUUCCGCUGGCAGCGCCGCUCCAUCCGCGUAUACACCGUCGUACAAGACCUCGACGACGUCUCGCCCGAGUGGCUGAUUCGGCCCACCAGCUCGCGCUGUCUCCUGCAGAGUUUCUACAACUUGUUUGAGUUUUUGCCUUAUUGCUCGCCGCAUGAACCUGAGACUUGGGAUAGUAAUGAGGACGAGGACGAAGAUGAGGAUGAGGGUGAUGAGUCUGGUCAAGAAAAUGGGGAAGACAAUGAUGGGCAAGGAGCAGUAGUACCGGAUAAUCGUGGAGAGAGGGGGAAUGAGCAGAGGACUCAGUGGCCGAAGCGAAAGGAGAGUCUUGGUGUGCUUAGGGGUCAUGGGUCCGAAGGGACUACUGGAAAGGGGAUGGGGACUAUGGGAAAGGAGAUGGGAAAGGGAAUGGGAAAGGAAAAGAGAGAGAUCACCGCCAUCCCUGUGGGCAGUAACAACAGGUCGUCGAUAAGUCGUACCCGUACCAUCAGCCGCAGUCCAAGUCUGCGACUUCCAUUGCAAGGCGCACGAACCCCGUCCAGGACGCGCCUGCAAGCUACCGCCGCCUCCGCCGCAACUGCUCCUACUACUCCUACUGCUCCUACUACUGCCACUACCACCACAUCUGCCCCUGCGUCAACCCCAGCGUCGAGAACUACCAGCGCCUUGGGAGUUUCUUCAGCAGGAAAAGGACGAAAGGGAAAGACAACGGGAAACAGCAGCAGCAGCAGAAGCAGCAGCAGAAGGAGCGCAUCUCACAGCCCCAACCGCAAAAAAGACGAACUGAGCGCCCAACGCUGGUCAGCAGUCAAAGUUCUCGAGGAGUACGACCCAAACAACCUCGACGAAGUCUCGCGGCCUUAUGCUUACGUAGCUGAUCACGUUGUGCGCGUGGAUGGAGCGGCGGAUAUCCUGGCGGAAGUAAGGCGGUACGAAGAGCGGAUGCAAAGGCUGAGGCUGAAGCUGAAGGGGGCGGAGGAGAAAGCAGGGGAACGGAAUCCCAAGGCUAAUCGUAAUAGCGGCGGGAGUGGAGGAAGUGGGGAGUAUCAUGAUGCUCUCGAGCACCUUGAAGAAAGCGCAAAGGAGAAGGAUGAGACAUGGAUUGAGCAACUCCGCGAUGAACUCCAGCGUGGAGAAGAGAUCAAGUGGUACGUGGUUGUCAACGGGGAUGAAGAGCGCAACUAUUCGAAUCCGAGUGACUCCGACGAUGAAGAUGAAGAUGAAGAUGAAGACGAGGACGAGUACGAGUACGACGACUCGGAGGAACUCUCUUCCUCUGAGAUUACCUCUAACUACGGGACCUCCUACCGCUACGACACCACCGAAGACUUACUGGGCGCCUCAAAGCAUCCCUCCCUCGCCGCGUAUCCACCAUCCGAAGGCCGACGAUCUCCCCUCUCUUACUCUGGAUCUGGAUCCAGGACUUCAUCUCGCGGCGGACAAUCCAAAUCACGAAGCCAAAGCCGGAGUCACUCUCGAACUCGAACCCGCCACCGUAAUCACAGCCGGCCGAGACACGGAAAGAAGAUACGUAGACCAAAACCGACCAAAGAACAACGUCAACAUCAUGCGCAGUAUACACUCCAGCAGGAACUCUUUGAGAGGAAUGACUUGCGGGCUUCUUCAACAGCUCCAACUCCAACUCCCACUUCAACGACGACAAUGGCCACAAGCACGAGAGGGACAACGCCAACAGCCGGACAAGCACCACCACCACCACCAACGGCUAUGUCUAUGAGGAACACAGGACCGAUCAUCAAAGAAGGGGCAGCCAGACGAGUAGUGAGCGAGGGAGAAAUCCAUCCAGCCUUAAGAGGGCAAGCGAGAAAGUCCGAGAUACCGAUUAUCAUGGUUACCCCUACGAGGUCGACGUUUCCUGAUGAGACCGAGACUGAGACAGCUGGAGCUGUCGGUGAGAGGCGAAUGGUAGAGCAGCCGCAGCCGCAACAACCCCAACCACAAUCACAACAGCAGCAGCAUCACCAGCAGCAACAGCCACAACAGCCGCAACCACAACCACAACAACAACCACAACAGCACCACCAAAUCAACGAGACAGAACCAGGACCCAGACGCGCCUCCACCGCAAGCGCCAACCCAGACAUGGGAAUAAUAACCUCCACCACCGUCCCCCUAACAAGCAGUUUCUCCCUCGACACCAGCCCCUCCAACGCUCCCACACCCACCACCAUUCCCACCGGCCUCACUCUCAAACCUCUUAAACCUCCCAAGAAGAACUCUACCCUUCCCACCAUCAUUCCCACCAUCCCCACCAUUUCCACCGCUUCCCUUGUACGAAACAGGGGAAACAGACACAGCAGCAGCAACACAGGCACCGGAAGCAAACGAAGUUCCCUCACCACUUUACGUUCCCCCUCCUCUUGGUCUUGUCUAAGUCUUCAUCUCGGCCACAGCCACAGCCACUCAACCAGUCCUAAGGACGGAGGAGAUACUACAGAGAUGGACGAGGAGGUAGUUCUUCCGCCGCCGAGACCGUCGCCUUCGCCUCCUAUUCCCAUUUCUCUGAAUCUCAAUCCUAUGGGGUCAUCAUACUCGUAUGAACCCGUGUCGACAUUACCGCCUAGACCGGCGCCGGCGCCACCUGGCUCUAAGCCUGUAUCUCGCGGUGGUGGACAAGUCGAAGUUGGAUCAAAUAAUAAAGUGCCUACCGCGCCGUCGUCGCCGGUGGUGGUAAAGAUUAGUGCUGGGCCUGCUGGGCCUGCUGAGGCACGGAGACUGGAUACAAAGGCGCAGGGACAAGCGGCGGCGAGCCCAGUUGUGGGGCAGUAUGCGAGUAUGAUGAGUAGGACGAUGCCUACGCGGAAGGGAAACAGUGGAAACAGUGGAAAUGGGAAUGGGAAUGGCAACGGGAAGGAAAGUCGGAGGAGUAGGAGUAGUGGGAGUUUGAGGAGGUUGUUUCAGCGGGCUAGUGGGAAGGAGGGGUGGAUUUGAUUACUUUGGGGUUUACACCAAAAGGGGGGGUUGGAUCAAAGAGAGGGGAAGAAGAGAGUAUGUAAUGCAUGAUGGGGAAGAAGAAAAGAGAAAAGAUAUAUAGACGUAGAUGUUGAAAGAGUAAUGUCGAAGGAAGGAAGGAAGGAAGGAAGGGAUGUGAAGAACAAGAUUACCUAUCAAAACGAAACAAAAGAACGGUUACAAGCCUACCUACUGUUACACUAGAUCAUAUCUUGAUGUGAAACUCGCAUCGAUUGACAACGAUAUUGUUUUUUUGUUGUUUU